Messenger RNA from Trichogramma pretiosum, 1683 nucleotides. Its product is annotated as solute carrier family 35 member E1 homolog. The transcript has 3 exons. Gene Ontology annotation, cellular component: Golgi apparatus. Bases 361 to 1401 code for a protein of 346 amino acids. Gene Ontology annotation, molecular function: antiporter activity. The record is from RefSeq and is a predicted model, not a curated record. NCBI's taxonomy places the organism in Eukaryota, Metazoa, Arthropoda, Insecta, Hymenoptera, Trichogrammatidae.
CUGUGCCGCUCUGGCGUGUGUCUGCGAAGCAGCAGUCGCAGCAGUCAGCCUCGGCAGUUCCACCGCUGUCAGCGUGUGUUGACGUGUGCGUGCGUGUGUGCGGUGGUGGCUGAUCUCGCGAUAUAUUAUAUUACUUAUGUUGUAAGAUUCGUUAUAUAUAGGUGUAAAAGUGCGAAAGUUCGACUCGCGGUCUGUGCUGCUGCAGCGUAGUGUGUAUCAACGAUCCAACACCGACUCGUCGACAUCAUGUCAUUGAGAAAAAAGUUGUAAACUAUUCGUAAUAAAAUACUCUCGCGUCGUUACCUGUAAAUCAUCACCCGCAAUAAUAAACGAAAAGUAACAUAAAGCCCGGACACCAUCAUGAUCGUCGAGUCCGAGAAGAGCAAGGAGAAUCGCGAGAUUCUGACGGUGGUGCUGCUCUGUCUGCUCUGGUACGCCUCGUCGUCGUCGAGCAACGUCGUCGCCAAGGCGCUGCUCUCGGACUUCCCUUACCCGAUGACGGUGACGAUGGUGCAGCUGCUCACCAUCACCCUGUGCUCGGGGCCCGUGUUCCGCGCCUGGGGCGUGCGCAAGACGUCCUCGACCCUGAUCACCUGGAAGUAUUACCUGAAGCUCAUCGUUCCCCUGGCUUUCGGCAAGUUCCUGAGCAACGUCUUGAGCCACGUCAGCAUCUGGAAGGUCCCGGUGUCGUACGCCCACACGGUUAAAGCCACGAUGCCACUGUUCACUGUUGUGCUAUCCAGGCUGAUACUGUCCGAGCAUCAAACCAAAAGAGUCUACUUGAGUCUGCUGCCAAUCGUCUGCGGUGUGGCUAUUGCGACAUUGACAGAGCUUAGUUUUAAUUUUACAGGACUUUUUAGUGCUCUGGCAUCGACUCUAGCCUAUUCUUUACAGAAUAUUUUCUCAAAAAAGGUACUACAUGAUACCGGUAUUCAUCAUCUGAGAUUGCUUCUCAUUUUGGGUCGUUUAGCACUUAUUCUAUUCAUACCAGUUUGGUUGGCAUUUGAUGUUAAAAAUCUUAUGCACGAUCCAGUUACGGGUGCUCCUAUUGAUAUAUCAACGCGAACUAUAGUACUUCUUGUUUUGGAUGGUUUUUUGAACUGGCUUCAAAAUAUCAUUGCUUUUUCUGUUAUGUCUUUAGUUACACCACUGACAUAUGCAGUUGCUAGUGCAAGCAAACGAGUAUUUGUCAUAGCAGUAACACUAUUUAUUUUAGGCAAUCCAGUUACAGGUCUCAAUAUAUUUGGUAUGGUACUUGCUAUUCUUGGAGUACUUUGUUACAAUAAAGCUAAGUACGAUCAGAAGCAAGAAGAAAAAAGAAAAAGUUUACUGCCUAAGUUCUAUAAUCCUAUGCAAAAUGGAAAUGGAAACUUUAUGGUUAAUGCAAAUCAUAAUGUAUAAAGUCUACUCAAAAGUAUCAUAUAAAUGUGUAAAAGUGAAGUGAUUCUGAAAUGACUCUUUAUUAUGAAAAUAGAUUAUAUUCAAUUCGAGACCAUCCAAAAAUUUUGAAUGGGACCUUUAAAGUAAUAGAGUAUUGAAAGUUUAGAUAGAUUCAAAUAUUGAAUAAGAUAUGGAGUGUGUAAAUAGUUGAAUAUGUAAUUGUUACGUAAAAUCAAUUUUUAACAAAUCUUCUACAUUUGUGCAAUUUAUAAAAUUUUUACGUUUUAUUACUAAUGAGCUAUA